Cicer arietinum (chickpea) is the source of this 2020-nucleotide messenger RNA. The record is from RefSeq and is a predicted model, not a curated record. NCBI's taxonomy places the organism in Eukaryota, Viridiplantae, Streptophyta, Magnoliopsida, Fabales, Fabaceae.
CUUUUCUCUUUUUUGUUCUCUUCAGUUCAAUUCAGUUGUUACCUUUCCCUCUUUCAUUUUCAUUUUCAUUUUCAAUUUUGCAGUGAGUGGGUUUCUCAAUUUUUCAUACUUCUUUUUUACUUCGCUAUUCAAUCAAUAAUUUUGCCAAAUUUAGUAUUAACAAACAUUCACAUUAACACAUUUCGAUUUCUUUCCCCCAUUUGAGUCAAGAUUCCGUUUUUUGCUAUCGGGUUACCGUUUGAUUCGAUUUUUAUCGUAUACAGUGAUUCGAGCAUAAUUAGGAUGGAAGUCGCAGGCCAGAACAUAGUAAUAUACGAUGAAGAUAAGGCAUUGAAGUUCUUGCUUGAGGCCUUUGGACAUUCAUAUUCACUUGAAGAAAUAGCUUCUGCCUAUUGUAAGGCAAGCCGGAAUUUAGACUUGGCUGCGGAAAUUUUGUAUGAAAUGAAGGGGAGUUCCUCAACCUCUGGAACCCUUUCAUCUAGUUCAGACACCAAGGUGGAAGAGUCUUCAGAAUCAUCUGAUGGACAUCCUUUUGAAAAUUCAUUUCAUGGAAAGAAAAGUUUCAGGCCCAAAGUUCGCCCAGUUUCAACUGGUUCUGUUUCAAGCAUUAUUGGUAAAAGUUAUGUUAGACCCGUGCCAUCUGUAAAUAGGUCUAAUGGUACAACUAAACCGGCUAAGUUGGAUGCAAAGACGCUGCCAAUGACCGGAAUCUGGCGUGAAAACAGCAAGUCAGAGCCAAAAUCUUCAAAGCACGAUCAUCUUCAAGACGACAUGGAGGAAUUCUUAUUCAAAAUGCUUGGAGAUGGCUUUCAGCUGGACAGAAAUAUGAUACGUGAAGUUCUUGGUACUUGCGGGUAUGACAUGCAAAAGAGCUUGGAAAAACUACUAGAUCAGUCAGCCAUGGAUUUGGACAAAAGGCCAGCUGUUGGUCAUGAUUCACCUGGGAAGCUUGCAGAUAUGAAACCAAAAUCUGAAGCAUCACCAUCUGAAAGAAAGUCUUGGGAUUCAAGAGGAAAUGGAAAUAUAUAUUCAAUCAAAGAAGUGGAACUACAUCAGCGGCAGAAAGAGAGACAUGACAUUCAGAAAGAAGUAUUGUCGAAUUUGUUUAGUUACCCUGAGCAUUUUGAGGAGCCUCCUAAAAGAAUUGUAAGGGGUUUGAAUAAGAAUUCACCAUAUGGAGUUGGACAUGUGGUCUUUGAACCUCCCAAAGACUCACCAGAAGAAUACAAGAUAGACAUGGACUUCGGGCGACGAGCAAAUGAAGCUGAUGGGGAGGACGAAGCUGAUUACCAAUGCGUGCGAAAAGCUGUGAAGGAAUAUCGGGUCACAAUGAUGGAAUAUUACAAAGCAGCUGUUGAUGCAUUUGCAAAGGGAGAUCAAAUCAAAGCCCAAAAAUUCUUAGAUGAGGGGCAAUUUUACCUAAAGAAGGCAAGGGAAGCUGAUGAAGAAUCUAGCAGAAUGAUUCUUGAAACUAGAACUACAGAAGCCCAAGAGAUGGUACUUGACUUGAGCGACCAUGAACCAAAGGAUGCAAUUAGGCUACUGAAGUGUCAUCUUUCUUCUCUUUCUGGAAUUACAUCAUUUGACUGCCUCAAGGUUAUCUUCAAUCCAAAUGAUCAAGCUAAGAAGAAAAGGUCUUGUAGACGAGUGGUGUUAAAACUAUUGGAGGAGGAAUCUAUAAAGUGGAUUGAAGGAGAAAUGGCUGGGACUAUAUUGAUCCGCUUAGAUAACAUAGAGCGUAAAAGGUUGAGUUUUUUCAAAACAUAGCAUCUUGUUGUGCAUUAAGAAUAGUGGUUUGUUGUGCAUUAAGAGUAGUGGUUUUCUAUGUCAAGGUCUAGUUAGUUAACAAAUGAAUGGCCUCUAACGUCCACAAUAUGCAAAUAGUUUACUAUUGGUCAAUUUUGUAACUGAACCUAUGGAAGGGUGUGGGUUUUUUGGUCCCAUGUAAUAUUCAUGAUUUUUUUUUCAAUAUUAACUGAAAUAUUAAGUCUCAAAUCAAUAAAUAUAUUUUUGUCUCUUA